AUGAGAAAUGAGGAGGAGAAGGAUUGUGUGCGAGAGAAUUUCGGAUCGUUGGGCAGUCAGAUGGCUGUUGAUGAUAAAAAACGAAUACUGGAGCUGGAAUUGGAAAAUAGGAAAUUGAGAACGAAACUCGAGAAUGCUAAUAAUUGUGAAGAAAUGGGUGAAAUUCAUGCCAAAUUAUUGCGAACUGAAAUAGAACUGUCAGAGAAGAAGGAAGAAUGCGGUGUGUUAGAUCAACAAGUUCAAGAGUUUCAAAUCACUUUAUCACAAGUUACUUCACAAUAUCAGAAGACUUGCUCUCUGUGCAAUACAUUGGUAAUGGAACGAGAUUUGGCGCAACAGAAUUUGCAGGAGGCAAGAAAGAAAUUUUCCGAUUUUCAAAAUGAGCAAAAAAGUGAUCUUACUGAGACGAUUUCGGAGUUGCAAGAAACAUUGAAAGCUAAAGAAGAGGAAAUCAAUUGCUUACGAAAGGUGAAAAUUCAGACAGAUGAGGAGGUCAAGAAGGCAAUCGAAAAUGAACAAAUAUCAGCAAUUAAUAUGGAAAAACUGAGGGAUGAAUUGAAAGAGAUGGAACGAAUUGUGCAUAAUUUGGAGAAACAAAAGAAAUUAUUGGAAAAUGAACGGAACGCUCAAAAAGAGCUGAACGAACGACUUGAAGGAUGCAUUGAAGAGAAUAAAUUGAAAGUGAUAAAUAUGGAAAAUAUUCAGAAAAAGCUGGAAACCUGCGAACGAGCAACAAUGGAAAGUCGAAGUCGAGUAAAUGAAUUAGAAAGUGAAAAUCGGCAGCUCAAUCAGCAGCUUGAAUUGGAGCUCAAAAAAAUGGAUCGUUUGCGAGAAGAUUUUGUAGCUGUGAAAUCACGAUGUAGCGAUUUGAUAUCACGAUUACGUUCAAUCUGCGUAUCAAUUCAACUGAACGGUGGUAAAUGUGAGAUGCAAAUGAUGCAGUCCAUUGAUAAUGAUUGUGAUGGUGAUGAUGACGAGAAGAUUAUCACAAUUAUUGAUGAUGUUAUCAUGAAAGCACUUACAACUGCAAGACGUGAAGCGGACGCAUUAAGGUUACAGCAACACACACAAAUCGCUGAAUUAAAUAAUCUUAAAGAGGAUAUUGAACGAUUAAG
This is a messenger RNA of Acanthocheilonema viteae, 1115 nucleotides long. The record is from the annotation of a GenBank genome assembly. NCBI's taxonomy places the organism in Eukaryota, Metazoa, Nematoda, Chromadorea, Rhabditida, Onchocercidae.